Messenger RNA from Seriola dumerili (greater amberjack), 1002 nucleotides. It is a transcript of the gene mrpl32, whose product is annotated as mitochondrial ribosomal protein L32. Gene Ontology annotation, molecular function: structural constituent of ribosome. The record is from RefSeq and is a predicted model, not a curated record. Lineage: Eukaryota; Metazoa; Chordata; Actinopteri; Carangiformes; Carangidae. Gene Ontology annotation, biological process: translation. The coding region runs from base 60 to 614 and encodes 184 amino acids. The transcript has 3 exons. Gene Ontology annotation, cellular component: mitochondrial large ribosomal subunit.
UUCAGUGACCGUGAGCUGUCUGACAUGUUGGAAAGAGACGAAACGUGCUGACAAUUAAAAUGAUGAAUUUAGCAGCUUUAGUCCAGAGCCUCAGAUGCUCUUUGCUACAUAUUGAGAGCAGACUUCUACAGGCGGCGGGACUAGACCGACACCUUGCUCCAGCGCUGGCAGUCUAUGGCCCCAGUCUCCUGCCUCAACUCCAGCCUCAGGUUGGCCAGGACCACCAGCUGGAGGAGCAGGAGAGUCCAGAGCAGCCACCCGGCCUCAUGGACAGCAUCUUUUGGAUGGCAGUACCCAAAAAGAGACGCACGAUAGAGAUCAACCGCACCAGAAGGAGAGAUGACAGCAAACUCUUAAAAGUCAAGACCAACAUUGAGCCGUGUCCAGAGUGUGGCCACUUGAAGCAGAAACAUAUCCUGUGUGGCUUCUGUUAUGCUAAGGUGUGCAAGGAGACUUCACUGAUUCGUCAACAGAUUCAAGCAAUGGAAGGAGGCCCGCUGAGGGCCCCAACAGUGGAGACGGUUGUGCUGUAUGAGGGUGAGACACCAAGCCAGCAGGUCAAAGACAAGAGGAUAGUGGAGAGAACCAGAAAGAGGCCUGCCUGGUUCAGCUAAUGAUGCUGUGUUUGCUACAUACCUUCAGUUUGACACAGGUGUGGUCAGUUACAUACUGAUGGUUUAUUUGACAUAGUGAACAGCAUAUUUUGUUCAGGCUGUUAUCCAGUAAAAGGAAGAGGUUUUGUUUCCACAAACAUGAUCCACAAUGGGAUCUGCUUGUUUGAUCACAGGAGAAACGUUUUCACUUUCCGGUAUGGUCACUGUCUGUGACCAUACUGUACUAUAUCAUUAACACAUGGGUAGAAAACACAACGUCAAAGUCUUUGGAGUUGUUGGUAUCAGACAUUGUUCAUUUUUUGACCGUUUGUCAGACUUGAAGCCAGUCUGAGAGAAAUUUACUGUAUAUUUGAAUGUUUCACAAUAAAUUCAUUAUAUGAAAAAACAA